Paracoccidioides lutzii Pb01 is the source of this 603-nucleotide messenger RNA. RefSeq names its product rRNA-processing protein FCF1. Gene Ontology annotation, cellular component: small-subunit processome; nucleolus. The transcript is spliced from 4 exons. The record is from RefSeq and is a predicted model, not a curated record. The coding region runs from base 1 to 603 and encodes 200 amino acids.
AUGGGUAUCAAGAAGAGGACUCGCAAGUUUGCUCAGUCGAUUGUAUGCCCAUCUCCCCUCAUCCUCCCGAAUAGUCCGCCCCCCGGACAAAAUGAAUUAAUACAUCAGAUUGCUCAUGAAAACAAACCUCCCCCCACUAACGAAGACCACCUCAACAGCCCCCAAGUCUCCUCCGCCCUAUUCUUUCAAUAUAACACAGCCCUAACACCCCCCUACUCCAUCCUCGUCGAUACCAACUUCCUCUCACACACAGUCCAGCACAAGCUUGAGGUCAUCCCGACAAUGAUGGACUGCCUCUUCGCCAAAUGCAUCCCGCUCGUCACGGACUGCGUGCUAGCCGAGUUGGAGAAGCUGGGUCCCAAGUACCGCAUUGCGCUGCGCAUUGCCAAGGAUCCGCGCUUUGAGAGGUUGAAGUGUGACCACAAGGGGACGUAUGCGGAUGAUUGUCUUGUUGAUAGGGUUAUUAAGCAUCGUGUUUAUAUUGUGGCGACGAAUGAUAGGGAUUUGAAGAGGAGGAUUAGGAAAAUUCCCGGAGUGCCAAUCAUGAGUGUUGCUAGGGCGAAGUAUGUUAUCGAGCGCCUCCCCGAUGCUCCGGAGAAAUGA